AUACUGUCUUCAAGUCUGCCUGAAACACGACGAAGAAGAAGAAGCCAACUCUUAGUUCACAAGUGUGAAUUGACUCUGCGUUCUUGGAUUUGUUUGCUAUUCUCGCCAAACCGGAAUAGUGGGAGCGGAGGCGACAUACUGUAAACAAUAACCAACCGAAGCUGAAGCAGUGUCAGGAACUUGCGUUGCUGUCACCAGACGCAUUAAUUAGUCUUUAAAUUGUCUCGUCAAUCAGGAAGAGGUGGUCGGCUAACCUUAGCCUCCCUGCUACUGUCGUUUUCGUCUCUCUGGCGGGAUGUUGCCUGAAGGAGGCUCUUUUGUCAAGGGGUUGGCCCUGGGAGCCGUCUCCUGCCUAUUGCUCUCGUUCCUGGGUACUUUAAGCCCCAAUGGCUCGUCCGACUUGGAAGAUGUCUACGAAAACCACCACGAACACCACCACGUCCAGGCGCAGAGCAACGACAACCUGAAGCAACUGACAGAAGCCCAGGCACAAGAGUUGAAAGAUCAAGUGCGUGUCUAUUGCAUCAUUAUGGUCCGGCCAAAGAUUCUGACAUACUGGGCUGCGGCCGUGGGAACCUGGAGCAAGCACUGCGACAAAGCGGUGUUCUACACGUCAGAAUCUUCCAAAGCCCUGGAAGCGGUCGACCUGCAAGAAAAAAACGACUGGGUGAGGUUCGGCAAAGCGCUGAAGCACGCUUACGAAAACGCCGGGGACAUCCGCUGGUUCUUUCUGGCGCAGCCUACAACCUUCGCCAUCAUCGAGAACUUGAAGUACCUGCUGCUAACCAAGGACCCCGGCGAGCCCUUUUACGUGGGCAACGCCAUGAAGUCCGGCGAGCUGGACUACGUCGCGUACGAUAGCGGCAUCGUCCUCAGCUACGAAGCCCUCAAGAGGUUCGUGAACGUGCUGGGCGACGAGAACAAAUGUCCGGUCCAGUCGAAGAGCUUGUGGCAGCUGAGCGAAGAAAAGCAGCUGGCCGUGUGCCUAAAGUACACGGGCGUGUUCGCGGAGAACGGCGAGGACGCGAGCGGCAUGAACCUGUUCAACAGCAAGAGCGUGAACGAGCUGAUCAAGGACAGCAUGAAUAACCAUCCGAACAACGUGAUUGAGAGCUGCUGUGCCGAUUUGGCCGUCACGUUCAACCGCAUGACCCCGAACCAGAUGCAGACAAUGAUGUAUGGAGUUUACCGGCUCCGUCCGUAUGGGCACGAUUUCAAGGACUUGCUGAUGUUUGACCCGCCAGAAGGUUCGGACAAUGACUAGAACCCUUUGACACUUCCUGACUCCUAACCUGACAUUUUUAAGGGCGCAAAAAUGUGAAGUCAAUAUUGUGGUGUCAAUAUUUAAUUACUCAGUAUAUUACUGAUAAACACUUGAAUGGCUCUUUUGUGCAUUAUCACCAACAAAUUUACUGGUCGCGCAAGUGCGAGUAGAUGAAAAGUUCGAUACAGGGACAGUCUGCAAUUGUACUUGCUGCUUGGGCGAGGUUAUGAUUUUUCUAACUUGGGUGUCAAACAUGCGGGCCAGGUGCGGCCCACCAGGGGGUCCGAUUCAGCCAGCGGGGUUGUUCUUUUUGACAGGCACGUUGUAGCUCAUUCAUAAUGUACAGUGUACAAAAGUGAGUACUAUAGGUGCACGAUAAUUAUCGGUCCGAUAAUAGGAAUUAUGACGUCAUCCCAAUAAAUCCGAUAACAUAAUAUGUUAUCGGCCCUAUUAAUAAUAUUUUUGGCACAGUGUCUGAUUGGGAUUUGUGCGUUUGUUUCCACUCCUGGUUUUCCAGUAUGCAAAGUUUUGUUACUGUCUUUGUUUUGUUCAUUAUAAUAAUGUUCAUGUCAUCAUGAAAAUUCUGGUUCGGUCAAAGGCAAAUCUAAGCUGAAUCAACCACUAGUAUUUUUGACCUACAGGUGUUCAAAAACUCAGGUAAUUAAACAUUGAAAAAUUAUAUAUACAGUGGGGAGAACAAGUAUUUGAUACACUGCCAAUG
This is a messenger RNA of Corythoichthys intestinalis (scribbled pipefish), 1985 nucleotides long. RefSeq names its product C1GALT1-specific chaperone 1 (gene c1galt1c1). Gene Ontology annotation, molecular function: N-acetylgalactosaminide beta-1,3-galactosyltransferase activity. The coding region runs from base 296 to 1264 and encodes 322 amino acids. Lineage: Eukaryota; Metazoa; Chordata; Actinopteri; Syngnathiformes; Syngnathidae. The transcript is spliced from 2 exons. The record is from RefSeq and is a predicted model, not a curated record.